Strongylus vulgaris is the source of this 261-nucleotide messenger RNA. NCBI's taxonomy places the organism in Eukaryota, Metazoa, Nematoda, Chromadorea, Rhabditida, Strongylidae. The record is from the annotation of a GenBank genome assembly.
AUGCAGCUGCAAGCGUUUAUUCUUAUUUUAACGAUCAUAUUGGCACUAGUUUCGUUAGGUGAAACCAUACCAUACCCGAGGCAUGGUUAUAGGCAUGGCCACCGACGUGGUCACGGCCAUCAUGGAGGACAUUCUCCUCGCGGCGGUUUUGGUCGAGGGGGUGGCUUCGGAGGUCGUGUCAGGCCAGGAAGUGGUUAUGGCCAAAGAGGAGGUUUCGGUCGAGGAGGUUUUGGUGGUGGAUUCGGACGUUUCCCAGGAUGA